Colletotrichum karsti is the source of this 795-nucleotide messenger RNA. RefSeq lists its product as uncharacterized. The record is from RefSeq and is a predicted model, not a curated record. The coding region runs from base 1 to 795 and encodes 264 amino acids. The transcript has 2 exons. Lineage: Eukaryota; Fungi; Ascomycota; Sordariomycetes; Glomerellales; Glomerellaceae.
AUGUCCUCCAACACAGACAACCAGAUGACGAGGUUUCUCUUCGCCAUCUUGAAACAGAAGAACUUGAAGGAUAUUGACUGGAAUGCCGUCGCCCACGACCCGAUACUGUCACAGCCCAUCACCAACGGCCAUGCAGCACGCAUGAGAUACUCCCGCUUCCGCUCGGCGAUGUUGGGCAUCGAGCCUCAAAAACGAAACCGCGCCGCCGUCAACAAGAACAGAGUCACCAAGUCCAAGAAGGAACCGAAACCGAAAAAGGAAGAAGACAGCGACAACGAUCGUGUCAAGCCAGAACCAGGGACCACGAACUCGUCGUCUCGCACGAGGUCUCCUGUCAGGGUCAAGCAGGAGCUCAACAACCAGCCUCCCUACCGACAACAGUUCACACCGGCUUCUAUGGCAUCACCACCUGCGCCCGAAUGCCAACCGACGUUUCAGCCGAGACUCCUGACGCCCUGCAGCGACGACAUGUUCUCGGCACCUCAAAACCUACAGUUCAGCCCGUCUACCAACAUGAUGGGAACUACGUUCGACAUUCCAUCUGUCCUGCCCUGCGCCCACGACCAAGAACCACACCACGAGCACGACCACAACAACUUCUGGGGAUCAAGCCCCAUUCACUCCGCCUUCGAUGCUGCGUACGACAUCGAGGGGUUUGGUCUGGGUGCCAUGUGUGAUCACCAGGGCGGGCAAGGGCACUCGAGCGAGCUGCACGGGUCGCCGUCGCUGGCGAACUUGUUGAACGAACCCAUGAACAUCAAGAACGAGCACUGGGACGCCCAGUUCCACCCAUAA